Messenger RNA from Lepisosteus oculatus (spotted gar), 3437 nucleotides. It is a transcript of the gene nrf1, whose product is annotated as nuclear respiratory factor 1. Gene Ontology annotation, biological process: regulation of transcription by RNA polymerase II. Gene Ontology annotation, molecular function: DNA-binding transcription factor activity, RNA polymerase II-specific; RNA polymerase II cis-regulatory region sequence-specific DNA binding. The record is from RefSeq and is a predicted model, not a curated record. Gene Ontology annotation, cellular component: nucleus. NCBI's taxonomy places the organism in Eukaryota, Metazoa, Chordata, Actinopteri, Semionotiformes, Lepisosteidae.
GCCGCCCCAGGAACGCCCUACGCGCUGACGUGCUGUGUGUUGUUGCGGACGCGGGCCCGCCGCUGUCGCUGUGUGCUGGGCUGGCUGCUCUUUGUCCUCCAUUAGAGCUCGGAUUCCCGGUUCCACACUGUACGGCGCAGGCCCGCUGUAGCGCAGCCGCUCUGAGUUAGAGUGCUGCAAGAACUAAAAGGAAAGAAUUACAGAUUCAACCGCUUCCUUCUACGGAACAUGAAUAUUACAAGCGUGUUUAGAGUUGACGACGGGCGAUGGAGGAUCACGGAGUGAACCAGGCGGAGCACAUGACCACUAUCGAGGCCCACGCCGUGGCCCAGCAGGUGCAGCAGGUGCACGUCACCACCUACACCGAGCACAGCAUGAUGAGCGCCGACGAGGACUCGCCCUCCUCCCCCGAGGACACCUCCUACGACGACUCCGACAUUCUCACGUCCACCGGCGCAGACGAGGUCACCGCCCACCUGGCCGCCGCAGGUCCGGUGGGGAUGGCAGCAGCUGCUGCCGUGGCGACGGGGAAGAAACGGAAACGGCCGCAUAUAUUUGAGUCCAACCCCUCGAUUCGCAAGAGGCAGCAGACACGACUGCUGAGGAAACUGAGAGCUACUUUAGAUGAAUACACCACCAGAGUUGGCCAGCAGGCAAUUGUAUUGUGCAUCUCCCCCUCUAAGCCCAAUGCUGUGUUCAAAGUGUUUGGGGCAGCUCCUCUGGAGAAUGUGGUGAGGAAGUACAAGAGCAUGAUACUAGAGGACCUGGAGACGGCUCUGGCAGAACACGCACCGCCACCGCCUGAAAUGAGCUCCGAGCUGCCGCCCCUGACCAUCGACGGCAUCCCUGUCUCCGUAGACAAGAUGACACAGGCCCAGCUGCGGGCCUUUAUCCCCGAGAUGCUGAAGUACUCCACGGGCAGGGGCAAGCCCGGCUGGGGUAAGGAGAGCUGCAAGCCCAUCUGGUGGCCAGACGACAUCCCCUGGGCCAACGUCCGCAGCGACGUCCGAACGGAGGAGCAGAAGCAGAGGGUGUCAUGGACACAGGCCCUACGGACCAUAGUGAAGAACUGUUACAAGCAGCAUGGCCGGGAGGACCUCUUGUACGCCUUCGAGGACCAGCAGGCCCCACAGACACACGUUGCCACGGCAGCCACCCACAGCAUUGCCCACCUCGUCCCCUCGCAGACAGUAGUGCAGACCAUCAGCAACCCUGACGGCACCGUCUCCCUCAUACAAUACUCACAGGUUGGCACAGGUGCCACAGUAGCUACACUUGCAGACGCUUCAGAGCUGCCCACUACUGUCACUGUGGCUCAGGUGAACUAUUCCACGGUCACCGAUGGAGAGGUAGAACAGAACUGGGCAACGCUCCAAGGAGGAGAAAUGACGAUUCAGACAACUCAGGCCUCGGAGGCAACACAAGCGGUGGCCUCGUUAGCUGAGGCAGCAGUGGCGGCUUCUCAGGAGAUGCAGCAGGGAGCAACAGUUACCAUGGCGCUGAACAGCGAGGCAGCAGCUCACGCCGUGGCGACGCUAGCGGAGGCGACGCUGCAGAGCGGAGGGCAGAUCGUCCUGGCGGGGGAGACGGCCGCCGCCGUGGGAGCACUCGCGGGGGUCCAGGACGCUAACGGCCUGGUCCAGAUACCCGUCAGUAUGUACCAGACAGUGGUCACCAGCCUCGCGCAGGGUAACAGGCCCGUGCAGGUUGCCAUGGCGCCCGUCACCACCAGGAUAGAUAACAGUGUGACUCUGGACGGACAAGCAGUGGAGGUCGUGACCUUGGAACAGUGACGUCUUCCUCUGUGUGGCUUGAGGUCACUUCCUCCCUUCUCGCCAUCUUCUGAAAUGGAGUGAUGGGAACAAUGACGAGAGUGGCAUUCCCGAAAAAGAAGGCUAUGCUCCUGGCACAAGAUUUUGUCAAGUCUGAAAAAAUAAAGCAUUUGCAGGGGUCAAACAAAUAUGUAAAAUAUAUCAUUGCAUUUUGUUUACUAUGUAAAGAUGAUGAGUUUUCUUAGUUGCGUUUUUUGGCAAUUUCAGCUAAUGGAUUGGGGGAUGAAAUAUUUAUUCCUUUAUGCCUACAUCUUUUACUUGUUUUAAAAACUGAACCAAAAGGGUAGGAAGCCAGUAUGAAGUCUUUCAGAACUAAUCACAGCCAUGUUAGAGACAUGUAACAAUGAUAGUGCACAAGGUUUUAUUUUUAUUUUUGAAUAUAUUACAAUGAGAGGUCCCUGGGAAGAUAUUAAACAUUCAAGUAAGAGGAAACAGAAUCCUAAAGUAUCCUUAAGCCCAUAAUAUAGUGUGUAUAAUUCCCUACUUUUUGGUAAGAGUAAUUGUGUGUCUUUGCUUGAUAUGAACAGUAUACUCCUCAGUAAACCUUUGCCUUUGUUUAAAAUCCUCAUGCCUGUUCACUUUGCUCAGGAAAUAAAUUCUCUUAAUUUAACAUGCUCAUUUACACCCCUGUUGUUGCAGGGGAAAAAAGAAAAGCUUUUCUGGGUUUUAAAGUCACAGCUAAAAUAAAUGGAUCAUUUUUUUACGGUGCAGUCAUUCUGGGAAUGCCAAUGUUCUUUUUGGUAACUCAAUUAUAUAUAAAAGAAAUUGUGUAAUGUCUCCUGUGUUGUGAUACAGAGGAUGUUUGGCUUUUAAUUUUCUGAUGAAUAAAGGAGACAUCAGCAGGAUGAAAAUGCUUGCACUGUAGUGCACGUAAAUGCAAUUAGACUUGUACAGUUUCACUAUGUAUUUAUACUUUUUUUUUUACCUUUUUACCCUCAUACAAUACUUUUGCUUCAAAUUCUUAGCCAAUUCUUCUGCUUCUUCCAUGUUCCAGUCAGACCUUGCGUUUUUUGCUUCCUGUGUGCAGUUCUGCUUCUUCUCGAAAGCUGCAUUAGGUCUCCAGUUCUCAGUGGUAUUCUGAAAGGGCCGUCUUUCUGUCUUCUCCACGUUGCCAAGCUAAAGAACUCCUCCACUCCACGCCUCACGUAAAGGUAUCAUCAUACUUCAAGAACUUGGUAGUUUAAAUCGUGGACAACUGAAAGAAAUCAGUAGCCACCAAUGCAUUGCUGAGAAGGAUGUAAAUCUCAUUGUAUUCUAAUUUUUCGGUAUCCAUGCCGAUGACACUUUUGAUGAAACAAUACAAGACGCCAAGAGGAGCUGUUUCGCGUGUAUGUAUACUACGGCCCUUCCACAAACCUUUUUUUAUUACGUCAGCAAAUAAAAGAAUCCUUUUAUUUCUGACUCGACAGAGUGUUGACACUUGUAUGUACUGUUUUAUAAAAUUGAAAUGAUGUUAUUUGUAGACAUUUCUAUGUUUUUGUGUGAAGCGUAUUUGCAUUAUAUAAAAAGGUCUUGCUAUUAGGAUUUUUUUUCUAAUUGUGCUCAUGUGUGAUUAAGUUAACAGUUCAGCUUUUCCCCUGUUCACAAUAAAGGUGUUGGAAAUCA